Molecule: messenger RNA, 936 nt
Organism: Brenthis ino (lesser marbled fritillary)
Lineage: Eukaryota; Metazoa; Arthropoda; Insecta; Lepidoptera; Nymphalidae
Source: the annotation of a GenBank genome assembly
AUGUUUAUUGAUUUUGCUUGCGAGAAUUUUUCGCUUGCUGACGAUUUUUGCCAACAAAGGUAUUAUCACACCCCUCGAGGGAAAAUAGAGAUGGUGGACUACUAUAGAAUACUUUGUGUUUCUCGGAGUGCUACUGAUGCAGAAAUUAAGAAAGCUUACAGAAAAUUGGCAUUAAAAUGGCAUCCUGAUAAGAAUCCAGACAAUGCAGAUGAAGCUAACCGACGGUUUAAAGAAAUUUCAGAAGCCUAUGAAGUUCUAUCUGAUGAAACCAAGAGGAAAUUGUAUGAUGCACGGGGAUCCAGUCACCACAGUCACAGAUAUCAAAGCAAGAAUGGAGUUAAUGGCCAUCGGCACUUUAGCUUCAAAGGUUUUUUUGGAGACACACCAUUCCACCGUUUUUUUGAGAGGAAGCGUCGUGUGUACGAUCAAUAUGGCAAGGAAGGACUGAACAGUAGCAGGGGGCGACAUACCGCAUCUGACGAGGACUACGACUUCGGCUAUCACAGCUUCCCCUUUACAUUCCGAGAUCCGGAGGAGGUGUUCAGAGAAUUCUUCGGUGGCUCUCCGUUUGGCGAAUUAUUUGCUGAUAUAAACGGGCACGGGCACCGCCACCGCCGCAGCCACCACCCGGGCACCUCGCUGACGUCGUCGCUGUUCAGUCCCUUCGGCUUCGGCAUGCAGGGGCUAGACGACAUCUUCGCGCACGCAGCCACCAACGGCAACAGCUUCACGUCCUUCUCCACCUUCAACAGCUCGAUGGCCGGCCCCGGCAGCGCGAACAUGCGCAGCACGACCACCACCACCCGUGUCGUUAAUGGGAAGAAGAUUACUACGAAAAAGGUGAUGGAGAAUGGGCGCGAGACGGUGAUGUCGUACGAGAACGGGGUACUGAAGUCCAAGACCGUUAACGGCGUGCCGCAGUCGCUCACCUACAGC